CCAGCCCUGGUGAUCAGCUGUUUCUUAGCUUUUGGAAAACGAAAACAAUGAGUAAGGAAUCUGGAGGACCGUCCAACACAAGAAAAUGGGCACUUGUAGCUGCUGGAGUUGGCCUAGUCUAUGUUUUGGUGCGACAUCGAAAGUCGCUGCUUGCACCCUUGCUGCGGGUCUUGCCCCGUGGCGACAUUCUACGGAACCGGCGGGUUGAAGUGAUCAACUCCGCCCAGGAUCCUGCCACGCAACUUAUAAUCAAAGAACUGAAACAACACUGCCAGAAAUUCAAGGUGUUAGGAUUCGACUGCGAAUGGAUUACGGUGGGUGGCAGUCGCCGACCGGUGGCCCUGCUUCAACUAAGCUCCCACCAAGGAUUGUGUGCCCUCUUCCGUUUGUGCCAUAUGAAGCAGAUACCCAAGGAUCUGCGAGAGUUGCUCGAGGACGAUGCUGUUAUUAAGGUCGGUGUGGCUCCUCAAGAGGAUGCCAUGAAGCUAUCCCACGACUACGGUGUGGGUGUGGCUAGUACACUUGACCUACGCUUUUUGUGCGUCAUGGCGGGUCACAAGCCAGAGGGUCUUGGAAAGCUGUCGUUUACACAUCUUGACUAUCCGCUGGACAAGAGCUGGCGACUGGCCUGCUCCAACUGGGAGGCGAAGCAGCUGGAGCCACCUCAACUGAACUAUGCCGCCAAUGAUGCCCUGGUGGCUGUCGCAAUAUACCAAAAGUUGUGCAAAGAUCUGGAGCCCAGACACUUUUGGGAUCGGCGAGAGUUGAAUGAUCAAAGUCUGCGACAGAAGUUUGAACCCUUCCUCGACGUGGACUUUACGAAAGGCUUCUCGCUCAGCGUUUCUGGCAGCGGAGUGACUCGAAAUAAGGCGGGAUCCGGGACAGGUCCAUAUAAAGAGAAGAAAUUUCUCCCUAAAAAGCAGCAGUAUCGUCAGCUUGUCACCCAGUCCAAGGCGUUCUAUGACAACUGCUUCCUUCAGGCUCCAGACGGCGAGCUCUUGUGUACCAUUGAUCGUCGCAAAGCAUCAUGGUAUGUGGAUCAAAAUCUGGGCACUCGUAUUUCUGAUGAGCCCUUAACGGUGCGUCUAAAUUUUGAGCCUGCUGGCCGGGCAGUGGGUGAGGUAGGUCGGUACUACCAGACACCUAAGGAGAAUCGCUGUGUGGUCUGCGGCCACGGCGAUGCCUAUCUCCGGAAAAACGUUGUCCCUCGAGAGUACAGAAGGCACUUCCCGGUUGUAAUGAAAUCUCACACCUCCCACGACGUGUUGCUACUCUGCCCCAGCUGCCAUCAACUGAGUAACAUCUCAGACUUACGGGUGAAGAAUAAACUUGCCGUCCAGUGCGAUGCUCCAUUCAAACACUGCGAUGGAAUGGUUAAGUACCACGACGACCCAGAACUGAAACGCGUCCACUCAGCAGGAAAGGCCCUUCUGUAUCAUGGCGACAAGAUACCAGCUGCAAAAGUAGCAUUAAUGGAGCAAACCCUUCUCGAUUUUUACACAGACUCUACAGAGGUCAACGAAGCUCUAUUGCGACAAGCAGUCGAAGUCGACUACCGAGUGGCGAACUCUGAAUACUGUCAGCACGGAGAACGGGUGGUCCAGCGAUACCGUGACCAGUUUGGUGGCCUUGUCGAGCUGGAACGACUUUGGAGAGAGCAUUUCUUACAUACCAUGCAGCCACGCUUUUUACCCGAACUGUGGAGCGUAAACCAUAACGUAGACCGUUUGGAGGUUCGGGCCAAUGAGGGUCGUGUGGACGAAGCCGAUCUAUUGGUGGCCGGAUUGGAAGCAAAACCAAAGAUCGGAUAAUUCAGUGUCUUAAUUACUUUGCCACGGGCUUUGUACGUUUUGUAUUUAAAUUUCAUUAAACAUAAACUAAAAUUUGA
Molecule: messenger RNA, 1888 nt
Organism: Drosophila bipectinata
Lineage: Eukaryota; Metazoa; Arthropoda; Insecta; Diptera; Drosophilidae
Gene: Exd2
Product: Exonuclease 3'-5' domain-containing 2
Biological process (GO): nucleobase-containing compound metabolic process
Cellular component (GO): cytoplasm; nucleus
Molecular function (GO): 3'-5' exonuclease activity; nucleic acid binding
Source: RefSeq, a predicted model, not a curated record